Molecule: messenger RNA, 930 nt
Organism: Fusarium keratoplasticum
Lineage: Eukaryota; Fungi; Ascomycota; Sordariomycetes; Hypocreales; Nectriaceae
Product: NmrA domain-containing protein
Exons: 6
Coding region: 1-930 (309 amino acids)
Source: RefSeq, a predicted model, not a curated record
AUGGCGCAAACCGUUCUCGUCCUCGGUGCAACUGGCACUCAGGGCGGAUCUGUUGCAAAGCUACUGCUUCAGUAUCCACAACAGUACCAAGUCCGAUGCCUUACCCGAAACCCAGAUUCAGACAAAGCGAGAGCCUUGGCUGCACAGGGAGCCGAGCUGAUCAAGGCGGACUUGACUAUUCCUUCGACCUUGCCAGAGGCCUUCCAAGGUGUCUGGGGUGUCUUUGCUGUCACUGACUUCUAUGAUACGGCCGUCCUUGAUGACCCCAUGAGCGAGGAAAAACAGGGCCAGCAUAUUGUUGAAGCGGCAAUGGCAGCAGGCGUUGAGUGCUUCUUAUGGAGCACACUGCCAAGUUCCCGCGAGAUCUCCGGGGGCAAAUUUGUGACUCGAUUGUACGAAGGCAAACAAUCCGUCGACGCUGUUAUCCGGGCAGCUGGCCUCAAGGGCUGUUUUAUCCGGACUGGAAACUUUUAUGAAAACAUGAUCUUGCGUAAAUAUGCCUCUUAUGACAAGGACACCGAUGUUAUCACCAUGACCCGACCCAUCAUUGGGCCCGAUGCCGAACUCACAUCACUUUAUGUCGAAAAAGAUCUCUCGGCUGUCUGUAAGGCUGUCUUUGAUCAGUGGGAGACGAAAAAGGCCAGUCUCGACGGCAAAUAUUUUCUCGCCAGUGGGGCCCGCGAGACUAUGGGGCAGAUCAACACCGUCCUCGAGAAGGUCUCUGGGAAGAAGGUCAUUUACAAGGUCAAGCCGACGUGUGGCAUUCCAGAUCGCGACAUCAUGCUGCAGUUGUACAACAACGUUGGCAUGUACCCUGGAGUCGAAAUCCCGCCUCCUGAGGUGCUUGAGCUAGGAGUGAAACUCCACAGCGCCGAAGAUUUUAUUAAGGAGAGACUGCUUCCGCAUCUUGGUAUUUCGCCGGUGAAUUAG